AUGCUGUUAGCACCACGCAUUACUGAGCACACACUGCACAAAGGUGAUAUAGUGACGGUCCCCACCCAAGAGAUGCUUGAAGCGGUCUUGAAAACGACUUUCAAGGACGAUGUAUAUCGAGAAGAUAGCACGACCGAAAGCUUUCAAGCUGAGAUGGCAACCUUGACAGGGCAUGAGGACGCCAUUUUCAUGCUCUCCGGAACAAUGAGCAAUCAGCUUGGGCUCAGAGCUCUUCUCAUGCAACCGCCGUAUUCAGUUCUGACUGACUCGCGUGGGCAUAUCAUCCAUUAUGAAGCUGGAGGUGUAGCCAGUUUGACUGGCGCGAGCUUACAGCCCGUGGUGGCGAGCAAUGGCAAGUAUCUGACUCUCGAAGAUAUACAGGGCAAAGCUGUGUUGGAUGAAUAUGUCCAGUACUCCCCUACUAGGGUCAUCUCUCUCGAGAACACUCUUAAUGGACUGAUCAUGCCUCUCGAGGAGGUGCGCAGAAUCUCGACCUGGGCUCACCAAAAAGGUCUCAAGAUGCAUCUUGACGGUGCUCGACUUUGGGAUGCUGUGGUCGCUGGAGCUGGCAGCUUACUCGAGUAUGCUCGGGAAUUCGACACUGUAAAUCUGUGUUUCUCGAAGGGUCUGGGGGCCCCGCUAGGAAGUAUUUUGGUCGGAAGCAAAAAAACAAUUGCUGUCGCAAGAAAGAUCCGACAAAGCAUCGGAGGCGGUAUGCACCAGGCAGGCGUGCUCACAGCCAUGGCUCGAGUCUCUUUAAAUGCUACCUUUGGGACAGGCGUCAAUGGAAAAGGUUCCUUGCUGGCCCAAUCCCACAAGAAUGCUAAGUAUAUUGCAGAUCUUUGGGUAAGACUUGGUGGAAAAUUGCUCGGCCCCACGGAGACUUGCAUGGUCUUUCUAGAUAUCAAAGCUGCUGGCAUCUCCCGAAUCAGGCUCGAAGAAUUGUCGGCUCAAAACGGAUUAGUGAUAAAGAAUGAGAGGCUUGUUGUCCAUUAUCGUAAGUCAUGUCAAGCCGAUUUUGAGCGGGAUGGAUGA
Exophiala bonariae is the source of this 1035-nucleotide messenger RNA. RefSeq lists its product as uncharacterized. Gene Ontology annotation, cellular component: cytosol. Bases 1 to 1035 code for a protein of 344 amino acids. NCBI's taxonomy places the organism in Eukaryota, Fungi, Ascomycota, Eurotiomycetes, Chaetothyriales, Herpotrichiellaceae. Gene Ontology annotation, molecular function: L-allo-threonine aldolase activity. The record is from RefSeq and is a predicted model, not a curated record. The transcript has a single exon. Gene Ontology annotation, biological process: glycine biosynthetic process; L-threonine catabolic process.